Miscanthus lutarioriparius is the source of this 216-nucleotide messenger RNA. NCBI's taxonomy places the organism in Eukaryota, Viridiplantae, Streptophyta, Magnoliopsida, Poales, Poaceae. The record is from the annotation of a GenBank genome assembly.
AUGGCAGCAUCAUUCUCCUCCACCGUCUGCAGGAUCCUCGUCGUCGUCGCGGUCAUCGUCGCUACCCUUUCAUCCUAUGGGGCGGCCAAGAACGUCUGCAUCCUACCGUGCGAUAAGAUGGUCCCGGACUGCGACUCCUGGUGCAGGGAUCCGGGGCUCUUCGGCAACGGCGGAAAUUGCUACGGCGGAACCUGCUGCUGCCAUCCGGCGGAGUAG